GUGGCCUGGCCCCCUCUUGCACGAAUAAAACCAGCCUGUUCUGCCAGCCAGAGCUGCGAAGACAAACAUAGCGCCAUCACAUACACAAAGAGGAGGAGAGAUCUGGAGAAGGGAGAAGAAGAGGGAAGGAGGCCAUUGCACCUGACCUUCUUCUCUCCUUUCAUCCUCUCUCUCUCUCUCUCUCUCUCUAUUGAAGAAGCUCUUGCUUGGUUGGUAGAUAGGGUAGGGACAAGGGCGGCAUGGCGACUAUCCUGGAGAACAUCCAGAAGGCGAGGUUCUUGCCGACCAGGCCGCUGAAAGAUGAGCUGCCGACGUUCCAGGGCGGCGGCGACGGUGGCAAGGAGAGCCACCUCAUGGGGCUGAGGAAGAGGCUGUCAUCGUUCUCCGACAAGAUCCAGCCCAUCUCCUCGGCGUCGGCCGAGUGGGCGUUCCGGCGGUCCAAGUCGGCGCCGUCGCUCGGCGCGUUCGCCGGCGGCCCGCUGAAGAGGUGGUGGGACUGGGGCGUCGGCUGGCUCAUGUCCAAGAAGCCCGGCUUCGCCAGCGACCUCGAGAUGAACGAGGAGGAGGUGUCCGUCCUCGGCCGCCAGAACAGGGGCAGCUGGGGUCACAUCCUCUACAAGAUGCGCUCCAGCGUCCGGCGGCUCGUCACCUCGCACUCACUGCCGACGACGCACAGGGCGGCGGCGGCGGCGGCGGCCCAGUGCAAGCCGGCGGCCGCGGCGGCGACGUUCCCCUACACCCAGAGCUUCCACAGCGGCCAAACCGCCAUGGCUUACUGAGAGCACACAUCAUCGCUCCAAGGUGUUUCUUGGAUAAAAAACACGGCCUUUUCUGGUCGUCGUCUCCAUGAGAUCCGAAUGGAGAAGCAGCUCAGGGAGACUGAUAUAAUAUGGUGAAGAUGCAACUACCAUUACAUGUAAAACACGGUACAUUUGAUGAAUGAAAAAUGUAGCUCUUACUACGUGAUCUGUUUUUAUUUUGUGUAGAUCUAGUAUCCAUGUAGAGGCCAAAUGUAUGUUCGUUCUUUCCAUUCUUUUGGAGUUCGUCGGGCGAUGUAAAUGUCUGGUUAUUUCCCUAUGCUUUUGCCUCAUGCAGUAAAUAAAAAGCUAAUGAAAAAUGGUGCUUGUUUAUAA
Molecule: messenger RNA, 1133 nt
Organism: Oryza brachyantha (malo sina)
Lineage: Eukaryota; Viridiplantae; Streptophyta; Magnoliopsida; Poales; Poaceae
Exons: 1
Coding region: 240-779 (179 amino acids)
Source: RefSeq, a predicted model, not a curated record